Arachis duranensis is the source of this 1485-nucleotide messenger RNA. RefSeq lists its product as uncharacterized. The coding region runs from base 1 to 1485 and encodes 494 amino acids. The transcript has 11 exons. Lineage: Eukaryota; Viridiplantae; Streptophyta; Magnoliopsida; Fabales; Fabaceae. The record is from RefSeq and is a predicted model, not a curated record.
AUGUUGCCGCCCCUAUCCUCAUCUGAGGCUUCAGCUUCUCUCCUCGGAUUUGGGCACAUGCAUAGAAGCUUUGGGUAUCUCUGCGAUUCCAUUCGAUCCCACCAUGAGGGUCUUGUUCUAUUCCUCGUGUCUGUUCCUUCUCCCCAACGUGCAUCUGUCUCUCUGUCUCCAUCAUACCUCAUUCUCCAUCUCGAUUUCUCCGUUUUAGAUAGCAGACGUUGCCACCGCCGUUCAAGAGGGGAUGUGUACUUGAUGACCCAUUUUACAGUUGUACCAAAGACUGGUUUGAAUAGAGUGACGAAACAUCGGUUCAGACUUUUAUUCCAAUACAAGACCUCUGUUAUUUCUGUGGUAUCUCUAAGGAUACCUUAUUCGGGUUUGUGUUUUACAUCAAUAGAUGAAAUUGACCAAAGGACAAAGGACAACGAUUUUUCCAUUGACUUUGUUGGGAUCAUUACUGGUGUUCGAAAAGAAAGAGAUGUAGCAUCAUAUGGCAAGCUGAUCAAAGCAGUUGUGCUAGAAGUUUUUACUGAUGGAGUAGGAUUCUUGCAUGCAGGUGGGUUAAUCCUACAGAAUGUGAUAAAUGUCUCUAGGUUAUUCAUUAAUCCCGACAUUCCUGACUCUGUUGAGUUUCUAAGCAGAUUUAGUGUAGCCAAUUAUGGAUUCUCAAGACUUGUGACCAAUGAGCUUGGAUGCUUAGUUUCUAAAGUUGAUGGUCAUUAUUUCAAUGGCAAAAAGAUCAGUAAUAUUCAAGAUCUUCAUGCAGAUAACGGGGAUGGUCAUUACUUUGUUAUUGGGACAAUUAAGGAAGUUAUGGAUGAACCAGAUUGGUGGUAUUACUCAUGUGUAUCUGGUCAUGCCGUUAUUGAGCAUGAGGAUCUCUACCUUUGUGAUGCUUGUGGUUCAUGUAUUGAACAUGUUAUGGUCAAAUAUGUGAUUCAGGUAAAGAUUCAUCAUGGUGGGUGUGCUAUUUUGUUUGUUCUAUUUGAUAAUGCGGCAACAAAACUAUUUAGAAAAAUCUAUUCUGAAGCAUUUCUCAGGAUAGAAGAAGAAUUUCCUGUUGAUCCUAAUGUGCUUGCAGUCCGUCGGUCAUAUUCUCCACAUAUGUUUGAUGAUGUUGUUGGAGAGGAGAAAAUUUUCAAGGUUGAAAUUAAUUCUGCAGUUGAUCGAGAUUACUCCGAGUGCUUUAAAAUUGUAAAUAUCUUUAGUCAUAAUCCGGAACCAGCUGCAACUGAUGAUUAUAUCAAUGGAUAUUAUUGCAAAGUUGUUCCAUUGAAACUCAUUUCAAGUCUUUUGCACAAAAAAGUUGUAUUCAUGGUUGAUGCUAGGCCUGAUGAUGCCUCUGUUAUUAAUGUUUUUGAGGCUGCUGCUGAGAUGAAUGAGCAUAAGAUCUAUGUUCUAGUUGAUUCUAUACCUGAAGUUGAAGAUGCUUUAAGCCAAUGUGGAAGCGAUCAUGAGGCUGUGAAGAAUCCGCAUGCUUUUUAG